AAAAUAAAACCGGGAUACGACAACCAAACGGGAAGAUACGCAAAACAGCUGGCAGAAUACCACCGAACAAAGUUGUUCAGUUGCUUAUCACCUGUGUUUGAGUAAGGACCUCAUAAACACCGCUCCGUACCUCUGUAGCUGGCGGUCGGUGCCAGUGCGAUCAGUAUGCAGAUAAGGCAAGCGUUACUGACCGGCAUUAUUGCCUGUUUUAUUGUACUGAGUGCGCAGAUAUCUACUCCGGCGGACGAUUCUUACUGGGCAGGCGUUGUGGAGUUUAGCUACGAGGACAAGACCGUUGAAGAGCCUGAUGUCUAUGCAUCGAAACAUCUGGAAAAAUAUAUUCAGCUUAUUAAUUCUGCCGAAGCUGAUCCUGUAGAUAUAAUCGUCUUUCCGGAGUACGGUUUAAAUAACAUCGAAACUGCCUCCUUUGUACCUGAUCCAAGUGAACGGAUUGCCCCCUGUAAUAUCGCUUUAUAUGAAACUACGGUUCGUGAUCUGUCUUGCGUAGCGAGACAACGCCAGAAGUAUUUGGUGGUCAAUCUAGUAGAAAAAGCUCUCUGUCCGGAGGAUAACGACAGUCGGCCUUGCGCUCCGAAUGGAUUAAAUCGUUUCAAUACCAACGUUGUUUUCGACCGGAAUGGAUUCGUUAUCGCACGCUAUCGAAAAUAUAACCUUUUCGGAGAAAACGGAAUAAAUACAACACGUACGGCUGAUGUGGUCACAUUCGAGACGGAUUUCGGAGUUACUUUUGGAACGUUCAUUUGCUUCGAUUUAAUGUUCGACCAACCGGCUUUGCAGAUAGUUCGAAAUGGAGUUACUGACGUGAUAUUUUCCACGAUGUGGUUCUCGGAGUUGCCGUUCCUGACGGCAGUCCAAAUUCAGCAGGCGUGGGCCUUUAAGAACAACGUUAAUUUCCUAGCCUCUGGAGCAAGCUUUCCGGGGAUCGGUAGCACUGGCACAGGAGUUUUUGCCGGAAAACGCGGGCGAAUUGUGUCCGUUAUGAAUCAUCUUGCGGAUAUUAAACUGUACGUGGCAAAAGUUCCGAAGAUCGACCGACCGGAAGCUGUAUUGGUUAAGCAACCACAUGAAAAAUACACACCACUAGAAAUGACGGAUCUCAAACUGAAGCGGGACCAAAUUGAUGGGUACUAUUCAACGAGCCUUCCAAUGAUUGGUGACACUGACUUCCAGUCCAGUUUAUGCCAGAACCAACUUUGCUGUAAUUUCACCCUGAAUUACACCGUCCAGUAUGUACCUGGCGAUCAGCAAUAUUAUCGCUAUCGUUUGGCGGUACACGACGGCAUACGAACUUUCGACGGUUUCGCAGAUGGUGCCAUCACGGCUUGCGCCCUACUUGCUUGCACCAACGACUCUCUCAGUUCUUGCGCGACUCGAUUCGACAACCAGUCUGUGGUGGCCAAUGCCGUACAGUUUAAUUCGAUCCAAAUAGAUGGUGUUUUCCCGGGUGACGAGGAUGUUUUCCUACUCCCGAACAGUGUUGAUAUGAGCAUUCUACCCCUGGAGGUCGAAGAGACCGAAUACAGUGAGCGGUUGUAUACAGAGAAUUUUGUUGAGUACAAGCAGAUUCAGUACAAAUUGAUAAGUCCGCGCUCCGAUCUCCUAGCUUUUUCUAUUUGGGGUCGCAAUUUUAUCCAGGAACCGAACAGUGCCAAAACUCUGCUCCACAGUGGAAUAAUACAUCAUUCUGAUGAGUUGUAAAUGAUUUUCACCCGAGUGGAAUUUAUCAACUAAGAUAUUAUACCAUCACAAGAAGACUGUUGCAAUUGCAAAAAGUGGUUCUUUUUUGCAUAUAUUGAUUAAUAUUCUGUGUGUA
This is a messenger RNA of Wyeomyia smithii (pitcher-plant mosquito), 1834 nucleotides long. RefSeq names its product vanin-like protein 1. The record is from RefSeq and is a predicted model, not a curated record. Gene Ontology annotation, molecular function: hydrolase activity, acting on carbon-nitrogen (but not peptide) bonds, in linear amides. The transcript has 6 exons. Lineage: Eukaryota; Metazoa; Arthropoda; Insecta; Diptera; Culicidae. Bases 166 to 1719 code for a protein of 517 amino acids.